GCGUCACACGCCAGAGGGGGUUCUCCAGUGACGAUAGGGCUGCGUAGCGGAGCAGUCUGCCACAGACAACGGGAAGAAAGACGGUGGCUGGUACGGACGGUGCUGUCUGGCUACAAUAGAAACAAAAGCGAGCGGUCUGUUCGAGCAUAAAGCGCAACGGUGUCUCUUGGAUUAUACAUCGUAACUCUAAUGGUGAUCUGAUAGCUGGGUUAUUGAUCAGGUCCAUGCUAGCUAGAGCCAUGAGCGGUCUACUGAAGAGGAAGUUUGAGGAGGUCUAUGAUGAGGACCAGUGCUACUCCUCUUCCUCCUCCCUGUCCUCCUCAGCCUACUCCGGAUGGGACUCGGAGGGCGAGAGCUGCUACUCAGACACCCUUGACUCAACACCCAGCAACCCUGGCUCUCCAGACACGCAUUGCAACACCAAGUCCAUCCCGAAGAAGGCUAAGCGUGAACGGCUAGGGCGGGGCAACGUGACCUUUGACACAGUGACAGUGUUUCUCUUCCCGCGAUGCCAGGGCUUCAGCAGCGUGCCCAGUAGAGGGGGCUGUUCCCUGGGCAUGAUGCAGCGCCACAGCGCCCUCCGCAGGUACACCAUGGAAGAGUACGCUGUGGAGCAACACAUCCUUCGUCGGGAGAAACUCCUCAACCGCCUCCGAGAGGAGAAACUAGACGCUCUGAAACAGAAACUGACUAAGGGAGGCACAGUGGAGUCAGAGGAGGUUGACCGCCUCACCAUCGAAGACAUCCCUGAGGACGAGAUGGACAUUAGCAGCUGUAACCUAGACGACGACUCCUUCCUCCACCCCUACCCCUCCAAGAGGAGACAAGCCCUGCUGAAGGCUGCAGGGGUGAAGAUCGAUAAGGAGGAGAAGAGGAAGCUCCAGCAGCUGAGAGUGUCCAGGGAGGACUGUGGCUGUGACUGCCAGGGCUUCUGUGAGCCAGAGACCUGCGCCUGCAGCCUGGCAGGCAUCAAGUGUCAGAUGGACCACUCGUCAUUUCCCUGCGGCUGCACUAAGGAUGGCUGCUGUAACCCGGAAGGGCGUAUAGAGUUCAACUCCAGCCGGGUUCAGACCCACUACAUCCACACCAUCAUGAAGCUAGAGCUGGAGAAGAGACUGGAGGAGACGUCUGGACCAGAGGAAGAGACCGCCCCAGCCCACAACCCCCUGUCCAACCUCCCUUCCAUCCCAGACCGCCCCUCCUUCCACUUCAGCUCAGAGCUGGAGAAGAGACUGGAGGAGACGUCUGGACCAGAGGAAGAGGAUCUGGGAGAGACCGCCCCAGCCCACAACCCCAUGUCCGACCUCCCCUCCAUCCCAGAUGGCCCCUCCUUCCACUUCAGCUCAGAGCUGGCGGCGGUCGGGGAGAACAGCUGUAGCAGCGACAUGACAGACUCCUCUGUCUCCUCGGGGGGGAGUGAGGACUCAGAGGAAGGGGCGGGUUUAGGCCGGGAGGACGAUGUGGAGGAAAACGGACAGCGCCGCGUCCUCAGCGACAACGACGACUAUAACGUAAAUCACUACGUUGUUAAUGACAACCGCUGUUGCCCCAAGCAAUGGCUGCAGCAGCAGAAGCAGGCGUCGUCCAUGACGACAACAGCCUGGAUGUUGGCAGGGUUUAGCACGGCAGACUUCCCAGAGGAGAAUGACAAUCUAGAGGUGCGCACAGACAACCGGGCCAUGGCCAUAUCACAACGGUUCGAUGAUAACGCUAACCAAGGCAACGGUCUGUUCCACCACCACAGCAGCUGCAGUUACUCUAACCCCCCAUCCCCCUCCGUAGACUGCCCCAACCCCCCAUCCCCCUCCGUAGACUGCCCCAACCCCCCAUCCCCCUCCGUAGACUGCCCCAACCCCCCAUCCCCCUCCGUAGACUGCCCCAACACCCCAUCCCCCUCCGUAGACUGCCCCAACACCCCAUCUCCCUCAGUAGACGGCACCGCUGCCAGCUACAUGGACCUUAGCCUGUCCUCAGAGUCUGACCUGGAGUUCUUUGAUGGUUUCUGUCUGGGUCCUUCCUCCCUCUACAACUCCCUAACAGAGUACCAACACAUGGACACCUUCUUUCACUUCCAGUUGCCUAGUUACCCCAGCAGCCAAUCACAGGCCUGCGACCCCGGGACCUGCCCCCUGGAGUCUCUGAUUGGUCUGUCAGAAUCUGACCCAGAACCCCCUGCAACGUUCACAGACAAUCAGUUGUUGGAAGAAGCCGUCAGGGGUUAACUAUCGGGACCUGAACCGCCAACUCUUUUCUGGACUAUGUAGGGAAUUAGGGGGGAUGGGGGUCAGUGUAAACAGACUUCUGUUGGAAGAAGCUGUGAUUUCUCUCUUGCCUUCCAAAUGUUAGCAAAGCAGUUGGUAAUUAUCGCUAUAUGAAAUGGCAGCUAACGUUUCACUUGGUAAUUAUCGCUAUUUGAAAUGGCAGCUAACGUUUCACUUGGUAAUUAUCGCUAUAUGAAAUGGCAGCUAACGUUUCACUUGGUAAUUAUCGCUAUAUGAAAUGGCAGCUAACGUUUCACUUGGUAAUUAUCGCUAUGAAAUGGCAGCUAACGUUUCACUUGGUAAUUAUCGCUAUAUGAAAUGGCAGCUAACGUUUCACUUGGUAAUUAUCGCUAUAUGAAAUGGCAGCUAACGUUUCACUUGAUAAUUAUCGCUAUAUGAAAUGGCAGCUAACGUUUCACUUGGUAAUUAUCGCUAUAUGAAAUGGCAGCUAACGUUUCACUUGGUAAUUAUCGCUAUAUGAAAUGGCAGCUAACGUUUCACUUGGUAAUUAUUGCUAUAUGAAAUGGCAGCUAACAUUUUAUAAAAGUGAGAUUAAAAUAAGUCAUUUUCUACUUUGUAAAAUAAUAGUGAAGACAUCAAAACUCUGAAAUAACACGUGUUGGGUUUUAUAUAUCGCUAAAUGUCAACCUCCGAAACUAAGAAUCGUACAGCUGAGUAUUAAUGAAUACUCUGAGAAACCAAAAAUGCUAUUCAAAACACCUAUAACUUUUAUCUAUAUAUUAUUAUUAUUUUAAUGUAUUUCUUUUAUGAUUGACUAUUUAUUUUCAGAUGAAAAACCCACUAAAGCUGUGCUGAAGCAGCACUGUGAUUUGAUAUUUAUAACCUGGAAGUGCAAUAUGUGUCCCAAACCCUAUUCCCUAUAUACUGUAGUACCCUAGGGGCUCUGGUGUAAAGUGGUGCACUAUAUAGAGAAUAGGGUGCCAUUUGGAACUGAAUCCGUAUUAGACAUGGUCAGCAAUAUGGGAUUAUAUAAAAGACCAUUGGGAAAGUAUUUAAUAUCUGUUCUCUUAUUGGUUAAACAACAUUUUGGUAACAUUAUUUUAGUAGUUUGAUCUAAUUUCUUACAUGUUGGGCAAUACGAGAGAGGUGGUGUUUACUCAGGAGGGCUAUGGCCCAAUCCCAAAUCAAUCCCUAAACCCUACGCCAUUGUGGAGAUCUGAUUGGUAAAAACAAUAUAAUGACACUUCCACCUAGCCUAUCAGGGAGCUAUUACCAUAUUGACUGCACCUGUCAAAUCCAAUCAGCUCUCCACACGUGUAGGGUUGAGGGGUCGAUUCGGCCAACGUCUAGCCAUCUCUACUAGGCCAACGUCUAGCCAUCUCUACUAGGCCAACGUCUAGCCAUCUCUACUAGGCCAACGUCUAGCCAUCUCUACUAGGCCAACGUCUAGCCAUCUCUACUAGGCCAACGUCUAGCCAUCUCUACUAGGCCAACGUCUAGCCAUCUCUACUAGGCCAACGUCUAGCCAUCUCUACCAGGCCAACGUCUAGCCAUCUCUACUAGGCCAACGUCUAGCCAUCUCUACUAGGCCAACGUCUAGCCAUCUCUACUAGGCCAACGUCUAGCCAUCUCUACUAGGCCAACGUCUAGCCAUCUCUACCAGGCCAACGUCUAGCCAUCUCUACUAGGCCAACGUCUAGCCAUCUCUACUAGGCCAACGUCUAGCCAUCUCUACUAGGCCAACGUCUAGCCAUCUCUACCAGGCCAACGUCUAGCCAUCUCUACUAGGCCAACGUCUAGCCAUCUCUACUAGGCCAACGUCUAGCCAUCUCUACUAGGCCAACGUCUAGCCAUCUCUACUAGGCCAACGUCUAGCCAUCUCUACCAGGCCAACGUCUAGCCAUCUCUACUAGGCCAACGUCUAGCCAUCUCUACUAGGCCAACGUCUAGCCAUCUCUACUAGGCCAACGUCUAGCCAUCUCUACUAGGCCAACGUCUAGCCAUCUCUACUAGGCCAACGUCUAGCCAUCUCUACUAGGCCAACGUCUAGCCAUCUCUACUAGGCCAACGUCUAGCCAUCUCUACUAGGCCAACGUCUAGCCAUCUCUACUAGGCCAACGUCUAGCCAUCUCUACUAGGCCAACGUCUAGCCAUCUCUACUAGGCCAACGUCUAGCCAUCUCUACUAGGCCAACGUCUAGCCAUCUCUACUAGGCCAACGUCUAGCCAUCUCUACCAGGCCAACGUCUAGCCAUCUCUACUAGGCCAACGUCUAGCCAUCUCUACCAGGCCAACGUCUAGCCAUCUCUACUAGGCCAACGUCUAGCCAUCUCUACUAGGCCAACGUCUAGCCAUCUCUACUAGGCCAACGUCUAGCCAUCUCUACUAGGCCAACGUCUAGCCAUCUCUACCAGGCCAACGUCUAGCCAUCUCUACUAGGCCAACGUCUAGCCAUCUCUACUAGGCCAACGUCUAGCCAUCUCUACUAGGCCAACGUCUAGCCAUCUCUACUAGGCCAACGUCUAGCCAUCUCUACCAGGCCAACGUCUAGCCAUCUCUACCAGGCCAACGUCUAGCCAUCUCUACUAGGCCAACGUCUAGCCAUCUCUACUAGGCCAACGUCUAGCCAUCUCUACUAGGCCAACGUCUAGCCAUCUCUACUAGGCCAACGUCUAGCCAUCUCUACUAGGCCAACGUCUAGCCAUCUCUACUAGGCCAACGUCUAGCCAUCUCUACUAGGCCAACGUCUAGCCAUCUCUACUAGGCCAACGUCUAGCCAUCUCUACUAGGCCAACGUCUAGCCAUCUCUACCAGGCCAACGUCUAGCCAUCUCUACUAGGCCAACGUCUAGCCAUCUCUACUAGGCCAACGUCUAGCCAUCUCUACUAGGCCAACGUCUAGCCAUCUCUACUAGGCCAACGUCUAGCCAUCUCUACUAGGCCAACGUCUAGCCAUCUCUACUAGGCCAACGUCUAGCCAUCUCUACUAGGCCAACGUCUAGCCAUCUCUACUAGGCCAGCAGCACAGUGCUUCUGUUUGAGCUGUACUGUAUAACAUUCCUAUUUUAGAAAUCAAAUUAUAGAGUACUGGGUCUUUCUGUAGAUACUGCUAUCUAUAAUGUUACCAUAGAGAAUCACUAUUUUAUAAAUCAUUUGUGUAGAUUGAAAGAAAGAAUUAUAAAUCUGUGUCACUGAAAUUAUUUUAUUAAGAAAAUGCAAAUUGUGUAUUUUUUUUGUUUUUUAAUAUUGAAACCUUUGUAAUAGAUAAAUGUAGACGUAUUUUGAAAGCUUUUGCUCCCCAGUAUUUUCCAUUGGACUAUGAAAUGCCACUAAAACAAAAUGAAUUAGAAAAAUAUCCAUAUGAUCGUUGUGACUGAGACGACAUGAUAUUUUUAUGGGUAAAAAAACGUCAUAUAUUUAUGCAGAAAGACUCAGAAGUUGUGUGUUUACCUCCAUUAAGUCCUCAAGCAGACCUUUUUGAACAAAUGGCCUGGAUGCUGAGAUGAAGAUACGGAACUAGUUGAGCUGAUCCGUACUCUGUCUCUACAGCCAGCCCCGUUCACACCGUCUGUUUUACGAUCUGAUUUGGGGUAUACUUUAAAACGCUGCAUAAUGUAUUCUUCUGCUAUCUGCCUUCAUUUGCUUACGUUGACAUCAUCUCAUUGAGAAAAAAAAAACCAAGGCCACCAACAGAACACAUCUUCUCUGGUGUAAAUGCAUUAAUCUAAGUAAAGACAUGGCAACAAUGGGUAUUCAUUACAUUCUUGAAUGGAGAGCAAACCAGAGCAGUUUGAUUUUUCCCUUUCAUUGUCCCUCUCUAACUGCCCGUUUUUAAAAAGCUGUUCAUUUCAUCCAAGUCCCUUUUUGACAGUUUGUCCCUUUUGAAAAAAUUAAACUUUUUCUUAAAUGCU
Salvelinus fontinalis (brook trout) is the source of this 6131-nucleotide messenger RNA. Its product is annotated as cysteine/serine-rich nuclear protein 1-like. Lineage: Eukaryota; Metazoa; Chordata; Actinopteri; Salmoniformes; Salmonidae. The coding region runs from base 225 to 2222 and encodes 665 amino acids. Gene Ontology annotation, cellular component: nucleus. Gene Ontology annotation, molecular function: sequence-specific DNA binding; DNA-binding transcription factor activity, RNA polymerase II-specific. The record is from RefSeq and is a predicted model, not a curated record. Gene Ontology annotation, biological process: regulation of transcription by RNA polymerase II. The transcript has 5 exons.